CAAAAGAAGAAAAAUAAGUAGGAAGCCGCUGCGUCUCGUGUUACAUUUCAAAUUUUGGAUCAACCGGGAACGCGGCACUUUAGGAAAGCGACGGUAGUCGACUGGGAACAUAUCUCUGUUGGUGAAGAACACCAGGCACUAGACCCAUACGGAAGCCCAGCACCACUUGUGUGAUUGUUUUGACUUCACUCUUAGAUUCUUUGUCCCACUCAGCUGAGAUGUUUCAGGGGAAGAAUGGCAGUCCUCGUGUGGACGAAGGAGAGGGAGCACACUAAGAAAAUGAGUGAGCUAGAAGAUAUCAGCCAGCAUAUCCAUGACAAGAUAUCAUCCUUACAACUCAUGCUGGAUCUGUCAGCUGUAGAAUUGCCUCAAAGUAAGAUUAAGAAACUCGGACAAGAACUCUUUGCACUCGAGAGGCUUCUGGAGGAGUUUGAAAAAUGUGUUGGCCAGCAGAAAGAGAAACUAAAGUGUCUGAAGGAACUCGAGGAGGUGUUCAGGAACGAUUUGGAGGAUGUCCGGCAUUUAAAGGACAAGAUACCAGCACACAUGCCCAGGAAGAAAGGUUUAGCAAAUGAACCUGUGAUGAACCAGAGUGAAGGAGCAAGUGUUCAGUCAGCCCAACUGGAAAAUGUCAAAAAGAGCACCAAGAGCCUCGUCAGAGAGAUGGAGUACAUCACAAAGCCAGAGUUUGAGAGCAUCCCUCAGUACAUGAAAGGACGUGUCUCAUAUGAUCAGCUGAAUUCUGCCGUGCAGUGUAUUAACACAGCAGUAAAUGCUAAGUACAAGAUCCUCAAUCAGUCAGUGAAAAGUCUCAACAGUCAUGCACGGAAGCUGCACCAGCGCUUUAAGGACCAGGAGACCAAAAAUACUAAAGGUCAGCAUUUUGUCGUGGAGGAUGACAUUCGUGAAUUCACUCAGAUGAAGGUGGACAAGCGAUUUCAGGGGAUUCUGAACAUGCUGAGACACUGCCAGCGCCUACGGGAGGUUCGAGGGGGGGGCCUCACCCGUUACAUGUUGUUGUAAAUAAACAAGAUUCAAUCAGAUGGA
Scatophagus argus is the source of this 1047-nucleotide messenger RNA. It is a transcript of the gene ska1, whose product is annotated as spindle and kinetochore associated complex subunit 1. NCBI's taxonomy places the organism in Eukaryota, Metazoa, Chordata, Actinopteri, Scatophagidae. The record is from RefSeq and is a predicted model, not a curated record. Gene Ontology annotation, cellular component: mitotic spindle; spindle microtubule; outer kinetochore. The transcript has 8 exons. Gene Ontology annotation, molecular function: microtubule binding. The coding region runs from base 235 to 1023 and encodes 262 amino acids. Gene Ontology annotation, biological process: chromosome segregation; cell division; regulation of microtubule polymerization or depolymerization.